CGGAUUUCGAGUGACAGUCAAAACGAAGCAAUGCUAACACCUGUGUUCGUGAUUAAGCAAGACGAUCAGUUCCUGUUCAUUGAUAUACGAGCACCUUAUGCGAAUGUGAAAGAUACUGAGAUUGAAUAUGAUGGUAAUGUGUUCAUGUUCUCGUCAAAGCCCUAUUUCCUCAGACUUCAUUUGAGCGGUGCGAUUGUGCAGACGGAUGAUGGAUCAGCUGACUACGAUGUGGACAGAGGUUGCUUCAUGGUGAAGGUACCAAAGAAAACAAAAGGCGAGCAUUUCGAGAAUUUAGAUAUGAUCACUGAACUGCUGAGACCGCAGAAGAAGUUAACUGCUGAAAAGCCCGUUGAGGAAAUUGCAAACGAUGGAGGAGACGAAUAUUACGUCGACCAAAGCGAAGGUCGUGCAGAAGAAGAACCAUUGGAUGAGAUAUGCCAAAUGUAUGGAUAUGGAUUCGCAUGGAGUCGUCAUGGUGUUUUGGGACGAUUAGCAGUUGACAUUGACAAUUUGAUUGAUUUAGAGGAUUGUGAAGAGUCGAAAAUUGACGAGCGAUAUGCAGCGUGUUGUGCACAUGACCAAAUUUCAUUUCAACCCGACCACUAUAUGUAUGCCGAUACAAUGGAAGAAAAUGAGCAAUUGGAGGCGUGUAUGCAAUUCGAAUUCCCUGAAAACUGUUUCGAUGUGACGUUCCAAGAUCGCGAACAUUUGAAAGAGUUACCCAAACGACAACUGCCUAAACUCAGCGAGGAACGCAACAAACAAUUGGCGUUAUCAUUGUUGGACAUUCUCUUUGCCUAUCUCUACGAUUUGAGGACUAAUGAUGGCGAACAUAACUGUGAAUCAGGGUGGACAAUAGCAAAGCUGAGUGCGUCGUUGUCGUAUUUGGUUCGAUGGCCAACGGCCAGACAAGCGUUAAUCGCGAGUGUACGGCGGUCCUUAUGCUAUCCACUCUAUCGACACUGGGAUCUUGGAAUGCAAAUAUUGUGUGAUCUGAAAUCACUUCUUCGAAAAGGUGCGUUUUCCUUCGAGUUGCUAUUGAUUCUGAACCGUUUCGAUCCAGUUUGCGAAUUUCACUCUUUUCAAGAUACAUAUAUUAAUUACCUGUUGUUAUCAGAUCGUUCCGCGAUUCUGCACUGUUUGAUCGAUAUUCGAACGGUUUUCUCGACAAGUGGCGAUUUCCGAUACCUAUUCAAUGAUCUAUUUAUGACUGAUUAUUGCAUUUGGAUUCAAGCAGUUGACGACGAAUUAAUCAAAUGGCUCGAAAUGGAAAUUCGUGAAAUUGACUUGAAAAAGGCGGAUGUUGAAUUGGAACUUGAAGAAAUCGAACUUGAAGCAAAUGUGAUGGCGUUGAGUAUCAGUGAAGAUCAGCAAAAGCAGUUGGAUUCUGAUGACGAAGAUGACUGA
Anisakis simplex (herring worm) is the source of this 1407-nucleotide messenger RNA. Lineage: Eukaryota; Metazoa; Nematoda; Chromadorea; Rhabditida; Anisakidae. The record is from the annotation of a GenBank genome assembly.